UGACCCCAGGAUUAUCAGCGCAGGUCCCCGCGGAGAGGCGACCGGCCGACCGCUCCCUCUCUCCACCUGAGGCAGGUAAGAUCCUGGAGGUCCUGGACCAGGAGGGCCUGGCCAACCACACGCUGAUCUAUUUCACCUCGGACCACGGGGGCAGCCUGGAGGUGCAGGCCCGCGGGGCGCAGCUGGGCGGCUGGAACGGAGUCUACAAAGGUGGGAAAGGGAUGGGCGGAUGGGAAGGGGGCAUCCGAGUCCCCGGAAUAUUCCGCUGGCCGGCCGCGCUGGAGGCUGGGAGAGUCAUUGACGAGCCCACCAGCCUCAUGGACAUCUACCCAACGCUGUCUUUCAUCGCUGGAGGAAUUUUGCCCGUGGACAGAGUGAUCGACCGCCAGAACCUGAUGCCUCUGCUGGAGGGCCGGGCGCGCCACUCGAACCAUGAGUUCCUCUUCCACUACUGUGGGGUGUACCUGCACGCCGUCAGGUGGCAUCAGAAAGACUGUGGCACCGUGUGGAAGGUUCAUUAUGUGACGCCCAACUUUUCGCUGGCGGGAGCCGGUGCCUGCUAUGCCCGUGGGAUCUGCUCCUGUACUCGAGACGUCACCUACCACGACCCUCCCCUGCUCUUCAAUAUCUCGAGGGACCCCUCCGAGAGCCAACCUCUCAGCCCAGACAACGAGGCGUUAUUUGACUCCGUGGUCCAGAAAAUCGAGGAGGCCGUCCAUGGGCACCGCCGCACGCUCGCCCCAGCCCCCCAGCAGCUGUCCGUGUUCAACUCCCUCUGGAAACCCUGGCUGCAGCCCUGCUGUGGGAACUUCCCCCUCUGUGGGUGUGACAAGGAAGACGACAUGGAAGCCGGUGUGUGAGUAGCAGACUAGGGAUGCUUGUUACCAAGCGGCAACGCGCUGUUACAAAGAUCGGCCGGAGCCAAGCUCAGCUGACUCGCUUAAUCCGUUUGAAAUCAAGGAUGAUGCCCUAGCCCUGGCCGGUGUGGCUCAGUGGAUAGAGCAUCGGACUGCAGACCAAAAGGGUCUCGGUUUCGAUUCUGGUCAAGGCCAUGUGCCUCGGUGGCAGGCU
Myotis lucifugus (little brown bat) is the source of this 1071-nucleotide messenger RNA. RefSeq names its product arylsulfatase H-like. Gene Ontology annotation, molecular function: arylsulfatase activity. The record is from RefSeq and is a predicted model, not a curated record. The annotation marks the transcript as partial. The transcript has 4 exons. Lineage: Eukaryota; Metazoa; Chordata; Mammalia; Chiroptera; Vespertilionidae.